Molecule: messenger RNA, 1562 nt
Organism: Vicia villosa (hairy vetch)
Lineage: Eukaryota; Viridiplantae; Streptophyta; Magnoliopsida; Fabales; Fabaceae
Product: probable protein S-acyltransferase 16
Exons: 7
Coding region: 217-1104 (295 amino acids)
Molecular function (GO): palmitoyltransferase activity
Source: RefSeq, a predicted model, not a curated record
CCCAAAAGAGAAAAAACAUAAAAUAAUAAAAGAACCACAUUGCAUCAAUAAAAAAGUUUCAAGAAAUUUCAAUAGAGUAAAAUCAAAGAAAACGUUGCUUUAAUCCGUUUGUUGAAAUUCAUUUGUUUGUUAGAAAUUGAAUUUGCAAACUCAGCAAACACCACCAACCACCAACAACCUUCCCCAAAACGCCGUCGUUUUGCUCCCGCCGGCGAAAUGGCCGAGAAAGCGAAGCAGCAACAACCGCGCUUCGCGUUCUCGUUUCCCGUAGCCGUCGUCGUUUCCGCAAUCGCUUACAUUUACUUCUCCACCGUCUUCGUCUUCAUUGAUCGAUGGCUCGGCCUUUUCUCUUCACCUGGAAUCGUUAACGCCGCUGUUUUCACCGCCAUCGCUAUCAUGUCUCUCGUUUGUUACCGGGCGGCUAUUUCAACGGAUCCGGGUCGGGUUCCGGCUACCUACACGCCGGAUAUCGAAGAUAACACGACCCCGCUACAUGAGAUCAAACGCAAGGGUGGAGAUUUACGAUUUUGUCAAAAGUGUUCUCAUUAUAAGCCUCCCCGCGCACAUCAUUGUCGGGUUUGUAAAAGAUGUGUUCUACGAAUGGAUCACCAUUGCAUUUGGAUAAAUAACUGCGUCGGUCACGCAAACUACAAGAUCUUCUUCAUUUUUGUCACGUAUGCCGCAAUUGCCUGCAUUUACUCCAUGGUCUUACUUGUUGGUAGUCUAGCUUAUGAUGGUUUACCGGACGACGAGAGUAAUGGAGGCUCUUAUCGAACUGUAUAUGUUGUUUCUGUGAUUUUACUGGCCCCGUUAUCUAUAUCAUUAUGCGUUCUUCUAGGAUGGCAUAUCUAUCUCAUCCUACAUAACAAAACCACCAUAGAGUUGUGUUGGCAGUAUUAUGAAGGAGUGAGAGCUUUGUGGCUUCAGGAGAAGGGUGGGAGUAUCUAUAAACAUCCAUAUGACCUUGGCCCAUAUGAUAAUUUGACAUCUGUUUUGGGACCAAAUAUCCUUAGCUGGCUGUGGCCAACGGCGAACCAUAUAGGUUCAGGACUUAGGUUCCGCACAGUUUAUGAUGUCACAAAAGGCGCAUCAACAUCCAAAUGAUGUUUUCACAUUGCUUAAUAUAUUCAUAUUAACAUUUCUCGAGAAGAAUGAUUGAGCAAUGACAUGCUAAAUGACUGGUAAAGUGCCAUCCGAAAUUCAAUUACUGAAGUGUAGGUAUUGAAGAGCUGUUUGCUGCAUGUACCUGAGGCAAUAAUGUAAUGUAUAAUAUGCUCAUAUGGAUAUUGAUGACAUACAGAUUUUUUUGUUGUUUUGCUUAACCAUUUAUUAGACAUAGAUUAGGCUUCUUCUCCCCCGUCUUCCGGUCUUGUUAGGUUUUGGAUGAUGUGGGGUUACAGUUGUAGAGUCCUGUUGAUAAACCUAAUGUACAAAGAAACCAGCUCAUCAAGGUGCUGUCAAGGGAUUGCUUAGCCAUUGUGAAAAGUUGUAUUUUAGUAUUGUAUUUUUGUGUAUCUUGAAGUGAAAUAAUAACAGUUAUAUUACAGUUUUGUUGCCAUGAA